Molecule: messenger RNA, 1547 nt
Organism: Cetraspora pellucida
Lineage: Eukaryota; Fungi; Glomeromycota; Glomeromycetes; Diversisporales; Gigasporaceae
Source: the annotation of a GenBank genome assembly
GUCCUUUACCUUUACCAUUUGGACUAGAGAUACUCUUUUUUGCUGGUAACUUCAAAGACCAUGCUGCAGAAUUAUAUAAAAAAUAUGGGGAUAUCUGUGAAUUCAGAUUGGGUGGAUACAGAAGAAUAGUUCUCUCUAAACCAGAUUAUUUUGAGAAUCUAUUAUCGAAUUCAACGAAUUUAGCUUUAUUUGCAAGACAAGAGUAUCCACCGGACGUGAAUUUACUACAAACUUUUGGACGAGGGAUGUUUCUAAAUAAUAAUUAUGAUACUUGGAAGAUUAAUAGAUACUUUCUUUUACAAUCAGUUUCAACUCUUGGUUUCAAUAAAGAAGCUAUAAAAUCUAUUACUGGAUUAUUUGAAGAGUUGGAUGGAUACUGGAAUUUGCUUAAAAAAUUUCAACCAAAUAAUGAUGGUUGGCUUGAAAUAGACUUUUCACCAUGGGUAAAUAAGUUUAUAUUUGAUAAUAUUUCAAUAGUAAUAACCGGUGAACAAGGUUGCUCCAUGGCAUCAUUUUAUAAUACAUUUGACGAUUCUGAUAAAUCUAAAGUUGAAAGUUCAUCAUUUAAUGACCUUAAAUCAUAUAAUUCUGAUAAAUUUGCGCAAGCGAUAGUAACUUAUAUGAGAGGUCUGAUAAUCUUUUAUUUUAUUCAUCCAUUCUUGAGAUGUUAUGUGCCAUUGUUGAGAAAUAAAGCAAAUGCAGUCCUAGAAAGCAGAGAUUAUUUAUUUAAAACAAUUGAUGAUAUGAUCGAAAGGAGAAAAUUUGAUUUUAAAAAUACACCUCAGAAAUUAAAGUCGAAGCAUGAUUUGUUAACUCUUCUAAUUACUUCAAAUCAUGAUGCAAAGAGUAAUAUGACUGAGUCAUUAACCAACGAAGAGAUUAGAGCUCUUAUAUUUGACUCUUUUCUUGCUGGGGCUGAUACGUCAUCAAACACAAUAUCUUUUAUAAUUUACUACAUUUGUCAUAAUCCACAUGUAAAACGAAAAAUGAUUAAUGAAAUUGAUUCGGUUUUACAAAAUAAUUUUUCUGGUACAUUAUCUAUAACUAUUGAUCAUCUCGAUAAACUCAGGUAUUGUGAAGCAAUAAUUAAAGAAACUCUUCGUAUAAUGCCUGUGUCGCCUGUAUCACAAAGAUUUGCAAGUGCAAAAUGUGAAGUUGCUGGAUAUAUAUGGCCUGCUAAAACUCAAUUUCAUUUAAACUAUGCUAGUAUUCAUAUGAAUGAGAAAUAUUGGAUUAAUCCUACUGUCUUUGAUCCAGAUAGGUUUUAUUUACAAAAUGAUUUGAGCGAACUUACUGAGAAUUUAAACAAUAAGAAUAUAAAGACUAUUCAAGGAAGAGAUAAAUAUUCAUAUGUUGUAUUUGGUGGUGGCAUAAGAAUUUGUCCUGGAAGGAAGUUAGCAAUAAUUAAUAUAUUAUCUUUUAUGGUAUUGAUGUUCAAAAAGUAUGAUAUAGAAUUAAUAGAUAAGGAAGCCCCGUUGAAAACACAUACUGGACAUCUUACUCAUUGUUCAGAGUUAAAAAUCAAAAUUAGGCCUAGGAUUCAUUAA